Molecule: messenger RNA, 4359 nt
Organism: Sabethes cyaneus
Lineage: Eukaryota; Metazoa; Arthropoda; Insecta; Diptera; Culicidae
Gene: stai
Product: GYF domain-containing protein gyf-1
Exons: 6
Coding region: 278-1066 (262 amino acids)
Biological process (GO): neuron projection development; regulation of microtubule polymerization or depolymerization; microtubule depolymerization
Cellular component (GO): neuron projection; cytoplasm
Molecular function (GO): tubulin binding
Source: RefSeq, a predicted model, not a curated record
CACUCGGUUGAAUUUUUUGUUUGUGAAAAUUAUUUUGUCUUUGUUUGACUAGUUUCAUCAACGAUUUUAAAUUGUUCGAUUUCAAGAGUUCCCGUUUUUAAUUAUCGUAAGUUUGUGAUAGUGUCAAGUUCAAAUUGUGUGAAGUGAUACUGUUUAAUCAGGAAGAUUGAAGUACACUGAAUAUCUUUAAAUACUAAAUAGUUUCUGCAACUAGCAAAAACACACCAUCACUGUUGUAGUUGUGCUGAGUUUACCAGAUUUAGUGCACCUUGACGCGAUGACUGAACCAGUUAAGGAAGUCCAAUCAACGGAAGCUACGGAAAUCCGAUGCCAGGAAAAGUCCAAAGGUGGCCUGUGCUACGAAGUAAUUCUGGCGGAGCCUGCCAUUAACGUGAUAGUGCCGAAACUGCCACCGACGCCGGGAAAACCGGUGUCGGCCGAAGAGAUCGACGAGAAACUGAAGGCAGCCGAAGAACGGCGUCUCUCGCUGGAGGCCAAAAAGAUGGCUGACUGGUCCGCUAAGAUGGCGAAAAUUGAAGAAGCCAGCCGUAAGAAAGACGAACUAGACAAAGAAUUCAAGACUCACGCCAAGGAAACUCUGGAGCAGAAAAUGGAACAGUACGAGGAAAAGCGGGAAGCGCAGAUUACUGAGUUGAAGGAGAAAUUGAAGAUGCACGCAGCUGAAAUAGAAAAGACCCGACAUAGUUUGGAGCAUACAAAAUCGGAGGAACUCAAGAUGCAGCUGGAAGAUAAACUACGAACUGCUGCUUCAUUACGAGAUGAUAAGAUUAAGAAAAUUUUGGACCGGCUAAAGGAACAUAACACGGAAAAAGUAAAAGAGGUGCGUACUACAGCGGACCUGCUCGAAACGCAGAAAACGGAGGAGAAAACCCGCAUCAUUGAGAAUAAGUUAUCCACCGCCGAACAGAACCGUGAGAAGGAGCUCCAGAAAAAAUUGGAAAAUAUUCGCAAACACGAGCGUCGUGCCGAAAUCGUACGCCAAAAUAAGGCUGCUUUGUCCACUCAGAAGGGCGAUGACAACAGCGUAACAGCAUCCUCCGGUUAAGGUCCAACAAGCACAAUUUUUCGAGCUUCCUCUUUUAAUAACUUUUUAUUUAGACAUAUGCCGUACAAAAAAUGGCGCUUUCUCCCCUUUAAAACGAGUGCUGCUUGGUAUCACAGAACAAGCAAGCGCAACUAGCAAACUAAAGAUUCACCAAUCAAUGAUAUAAUACACGGAUCCAACAGCAAAGUUUGCAAGCUCAGGCAUAGAAAAAAAGCCACAUCUGUUUUUUGAUAAAGCCGUUUAGAAGCAAUGUCCGAAACUGCAAUGAAGAUAGAUAGAUAGAAAACCAAACAUCACUUCUUCAAAAAGAUAUAAUAUGCUGAUUGAAAAAUUAAUAAUAAAUAUUAUCUUUUCUAAAAAAGCUAAAGAAUUGUCAACAAAGGAGGACUACACUGUUAAACACAAAUUAAAUACAGAUAAACUAACAAGCCUGCACGCGACACACACUGUAGUAAUGAACAGAGGUAGUACCAACAAAAAAUGUUCAAUUUUUCUUAAACUAUCUGAAAAGCAAACAAUAAUUACUUAUAACGAUGCAGUUAAAACUCAACCGGCUUUGUUUUCCCGAAAAGGGACCGUCGGAUAAUGGAUGCUUGUAAACAUGAUAAUAAACUGACACGAAACCUGAGAAUCGAAACUAUCUGUAAAAGCAUUCUACCCCUUUCUAUAUAACCUGGUAAAUCUGUAUGUUUCCUGUUAACAAUAAUAAGCGACAUUUCCCGUUUAAACGUGUAACCGAUUAAUAUUAUCAAUUUGAAAUAUUUUAAUUUGAACGAUCUUUUAUAAGCAACAAUGCAACAAUAGCAAAGUAAAAACAUACCACUCGACAAAAUUAGGUAGACUUGAGAAUAACUUAGGCUCUGUUCGCAAAUUAUGUAACGUAAAAUCGCACAUGUUGAUGCCCUCCUUCCACCCACUUCCUCCUGUGUUACACGUGAAAAAAUUCAAAAUUAUUCUUUCAUUUGAACCGAGAUGAUAAACUUUUGAUUUUAACUUUCAACUGUUUUCGUUAUAAUAUACACGGGGUGUAUUAAUAAUACCAGAGUUUUCGUUUCUGAAAUUUAACUAUUUUCUAUUUAACCUAUUUUUUCAUAGGAUUUUGCGUUACAUAAUUUGUGCAAGAAAUUUAAACUUGAUAUGCGUCCGCUGUGAACAUAACAGACUCAUGCAGUCAAACAAUUUGAUUGAGCAUGAGGUUGUUAUGCUUAAAAAUGGUAAUACAGCAAGCUUCAAAAACUUCAUUCAAAAGGGACUGUUUUGCUUAGAAGGGCAGUAUAUAGGCUAAUGCAUAUUUUGAUCGUCCACGGUGAACCGGAAGUAAAAGACAAAAUUGUCACACGUCGUUUGAACCGAACAGCAUUGCAAAUCACUUAUAUAACAAAGUUUCUCAUUUUUGUGCAUUUAAAAGCAUAUCGACCAUUUAUCGACCCGUGAUCGAAAAAAUAAAAACUUGCCAUUUAUGUUUACAUAUUUUGAGUAGAAAUGUGUGCAAAACCCUAGCCAUGAUAUUCGAGUGCAGCAGUACCGCAACAAACAGUUCCAAAAUCGUUGGGUAACUGCUUGCAAACGAUUGCUUGUUUGUAUAAUUCUGCGAAUUGUCUAAAUUUGUGCCGUAACAUAUAUAUAUAGUUUUUAUCACUUCUGGAUGCGAUUGAAAGCAUUAUAAAUCGUCUCGUUAAAAAUGCCAUUAUGCGUUGAAUUAAGGUCUUCUUAAUCUUCUAUUUGGCUGCAAGCAUGCGGAUCUAUGCCGAAGCUAAACGGUGCAGAAUAGUCGGAAAUUAACACUGCGAAAAACAAGAAGUAUCAAAAUGAAAAAACAAACAUUGUGUUGAUGUUAUAGUUUAGCAAACCAUUAAAAAUUCAUUAAAAUUAAACACUAACGAGAAAUUAGCAUUUAUAUUAUAAAAGAAUAAAACUAUAUACCUGCAUUCAUAUUAAAUCGCCUCUGUGCCGCCUUUUUGCAUUCAACUUUAAUACCAACUAAUAAUUAUCUAUAAUUAUAAUUCUACCGUGAUGACAUAUGUGGAUCUCCAUUUCGUUGAUAGUAGGAUUCGACGCUAUUGUUUUAUUACGCGUAUAUGAAACAUAUAUAUUUUGAAGCUUUUAGUUGUGCAAAAAAUCUUUAAGACGAGAAACCAGAACGUAUUGUGUAGGUAUCAGUAUUUCAAGGAAAACUUGCCGUGAAUUGAACCAAGUUUGGGUUGACUACAAAACAAUUAUGGCUGUAGAAGUGAAAAGGCUAAGUGCUUGCUUUAGCGUAAAACUGCUGUGCUUUGAUAUUUUAAAAUUCGAGGUUUGUUUUUCUUUUCGUAAACGUUAUACCUAAUUUUUUUUAUAGUUAUGCUUAGCAAAGUAGUGUACGAAUACGUCGGAUAAGUCGGCGACAAUUUAUUGAAAAAAAACGGUAUCUGUCCAAUAGAGGACAAUAACGCCUCUUAUUUGCUGUCUCUUUCAAUAUUAAUGAGUUCUUGAGAAAUACUAACAAAAAACAGCGUGCUUAAAGUGAAAAAACUCCUGAACAGCGGAAAAAGUAUUUAAAUAGCUCAAAUACAAUGUAAGAAUUUAUGUACGAAUGAACGCGUCAAAACGCAUAUAGUAUGAUGGAAAACAGACUGGAUAGCUGAAGUUGUAAGACAAAAAUAAAUAUUAACAAGUGCUUAAAAACAUUAUUUUGAUAUCGCUUUUCUUCAGUUCGAAGCAUGCUAAAAGGAUGAAAAUACACAAAAAACAACAGAAAGUUGUAAAAAAUGCUAAUCGGUGGCGAAGAGCAACUUUCUUAUUAAGGUUACUCGGUAACAAAAAUAUAUACCCACUUGAUCGGAAAAUUUAAAAAAAAAUACAAAACGUGUAUCAAAUCUUAUCUAUUCAAAUGCAUAUACAACUAUCAUUAAUAAUGUAUUACUAUUAUAUAUAGCACAAGCAAGCUUCUGUGAUGGGUUUCAUUCGUAUUCAAAACAAAACAAAAAAGUCAAAACCGAACGAUCGUGCAAAUUUGAUCGAUAGAAAACAAAACAAAUACUGCUUUGAAGGAGAUGUUGUCAGUUUACCACCCGAAUGAUGGAAUAGAAGAGAAAAGAGCGGCUGAAAUCAGGACUCAUAGUGUUAACGCAAACAUAACAAAGAGAACAAAACAAAUAACUGCGCAUAACACUGAGAAAUACUCUGCUGAAAUCUAUUGAAACUUACAAAAUCGUAAAAUAAAUGAUGAAAUAAAAAAUCGAAGGAAAAAAAAAACAAUCAAUGUAACAUCAAAUAACAUGUGGAAUAUCAAAGCUCGAAAAUUGAUAUCAAAU